AUGUCACUGGUACCUGAGAAAGCUUGGGCCAAGUCUAGACGAAAUCCCCUACAAAGUCUGAGAUAUCUUCCUGUGUGUACUUAUUACUUCUCAAUCCCUCCUACCACUCAAUACAAUAGCUCUUUUCACAUGAAUCUUUCUUUCUAUACUCGCAACCUUGUACGGAAAACGAUAAUUGGAAGACCAACAAUACAAAUGAUGAGUCUUCUUACUCCUAUCGCCCGGGAGUUUCGAACGUUAGCACAAUGUCCGCAACUUGCCAUUGCCGAAGCAGAGGAUGACAUCGAAAUCAGAACUAAAUAUCGUCCUUUCUUACUGGAUUCUGAAAUGGAAGCUACAGAUUGGAUCUCUCAGUUAGAGUUAGACUCUGUAGUUACCCAAGUGGAAGAACACUUAGCGAAGACUAGCUCUAGAUUAAAAGUCUUAGUUCUCUAUGGGAGUUUACGGCAACGAUCUUAUUCAAAGUUGAUGGCUUUCGAAGCUUCCCGAAUUCUCCACCGUCUUGGCUGCGAUGUUCGAGUGUUCAACCCAAAAGAUCUGCCCAUUCGCGAUUCAGUCGAUGCAUCUCAUCCCUCUGUCCAAGAACUCCGAGAACUUUCCCUCUGGUCUGAUGGUCACAUCUGGUGUUCUCCCGAGCAACAUGGGAAUCUAACUGCUGUUUUCAAGAACCAAAUUGACUGGAUUCCACUUGCUACUGGCUCGGUUCGCCCAACUCAAGGUCGCACGUUAUCGGUAAUCCAAGUUAAUGGCGGAUCUCAAAGUUUUAACGCAGUUAACAGUCUUAGAAUUCUGGGGAGAUGGAUGAGAAUGUUUACAUGUCCUAAUCAGAGUAGUUUGCCAAUGGCAUGGAAACAAUUCGAAGACGAGGGAGGCGAUGGGAGUGGAAAAGCGAGAUUACUCCCAAGUGGGAAUAGAGAGAGGUUGGUCGAUUGUAUGGAGGAGUUCGUCAGGUAUACGAUUAUUAUGAGGCCUCAUUUUGAGAUUUUUGGUGAUAGAUUUAGUGAGAGGAAAGAGAGAGCAGAGAAGGAGAAGAAGAAAAAUGAGGUUCCUGUAGAUAAGAUUUGAGAUUUAGAUUUCGCUUCAGUACAUCAAUUAGAGAAUGGGGUUUGAGUUUUUCGUUGCAUCACUAUUUCUUAUCGUCCUACUCUAUCUAAGCCAACCCCGUCACUCUACACCAGCUGUCCGCUCCUCAUAUCAAUCUUAAAUCGCCCUUCUUCCCUGUCCCCCCUUCGGUAUUACUCCACACACAAAGAACUCUCAAUACCUUAAACAACACUCCACUUCCUA
Molecule: messenger RNA, 1287 nt
Organism: Botrytis porri
Lineage: Eukaryota; Fungi; Ascomycota; Leotiomycetes; Helotiales; Sclerotiniaceae
Exons: 2
Coding region: 1-1065 (354 amino acids)
Molecular function (GO): oxidoreductase activity
Source: RefSeq, a predicted model, not a curated record